AAGCUGGAGUUCAAGGCAGCCUUCUUCUUGCAGAGUCACCAGCUGAAGAGGCAGCUGACCUUAUCAGUUUUUAUAGUCACGUCAUUUUAUGGAUGGAGGACGAGGCAGUACUGGAUAGAGGGGCUUCCUUCCUUAAACAUGUAUGUGAUGAAGAAGAAGUGGAAGGUCACCACACGAUUUACAUCGGUGUCCAUGUGCCGAAGAGUUACAGGCGGAGGAGGCGUCACAGAAGAAGACCCGGGCACAAAGAUAAGAAAGAAAAGGAGAAAAUCUCAGAGAACUACUCGGACAAAUCAGACGUAGAAAAUGCUGAUGAGACAAGCAGCAGUAUCCUCAAGCCACUCAUCUCCCCUGCCGCCGAGCGCAUCCGCUUCAUCCUCGGAGAGGAAGAUGACAGCCCCGCGCCCCCGCAGCUCUUCACCGAGCUGGAUGAGCUUCUGGCUGUCGAUGGACAGGAGAUGGAGUGGAAGGAGACUGCAAGGUGGAUCAAGUUUGAGGAGAAGGUAGAACAAGGUGGGGAGCGAUGGAGCAAACCGCAUGUGGCCACCUUGUCUCUGCACAGCCUGUUCGAGCUGAGGACGUGCAUAGAGAAGGGCUCCAUCAUGCUGGAUAUGGAAGCCUCUUCCCUCCCACAGGUGGUGGAGAUGAUCGUUGACAAUCAGAUCGAGACGGGGCUGUUGAAAUCCGAACUGAAGGACAAAGUCACCUACACACUGCUCAGGAAGCACCGGCACCAGACCAAGAAAUCCAACCUGCGCUCGCUGGCUGACAUUGGAAAGACCGUCUCCAGUGCAACACGCAGCCCGCUCGAGAGCUCCGUGCCCUGCCUGGCCACGCGCACGUUGGACGAUGAACUGGGAGUGCAGCGCAGCCCCAGCGUGGGAUGGCUCAGCAGCCCAGCCAUGGCUCACCGAAACCUGACUUCCACCAGCCUCAAUGACAUCUCGGACAAGCCUGAGAAGGACCAGCUGAAGAAUAAAUUCAUGAAGAAAUUGCCUCGUGACGCUGAGGCCUCCAACGUGCUGGUCGGGGAGGUGGAUUUCCUGGAGAGCCCCUUCAUUGCCUUCGUGCGGCUGCAGCAGGCGGUCAUGCUGGGAGCUCUCACCGAGGUCCCUGUUCCCACACGAUUUCUCUUCAUUCUGCUGGGACCAAAGGGCAAAGCCAAGUCCUAUCAUGAGAUCGGCCGAGCCAUUGCCACGCUGAUGUCGGAUGAGGUAUUCCAUGACAUUGCCUAUAAAGCCAAGGACCGUCAGGACCUGAUUGCAGGCAUCGAUGAAUUUCUGGAUGAAGUCAUUGUGCUCCCCCCUGGGGAAUGGGAUCCAGCAAUUAGGAUAGAGCCCCCCAAGUCUCUCCCUUCUUCGGAUAAGAGGAAAAACAUGUACUCGGGUGGGGAGAACCUGCAGAUGAACGGAGACACGCCCCACGACGGCGGCCACGGCGGCGGCGGCCACGGCGACUGCGAGGAGCUGCAGCGCACGGGCAGAUUCUGUGGGGGUUUGAUCAAAGACAUCAAGAGGAAAGCACCGUUCUUUGCCAGCGACUUCUACGAUGCUUUAAACAUCCAGGCCCUCUCAGCCAUCCUCUUCAUCUACCUGGCCACAGUCACCAAUGCCAUCACUUUUGGGGGAUUGCUUGGGGAUGCUACGGAGAACAUGCAGGGCGUGUUGGAGAGCUUCCUGGGCACCGCUGUCACCGGUGCUGUAUUUUGCCUUUUGGCUGGUCAGCCCCUCACCAUUCUGAGCAGCACAGGACCCGUCCUGGUCUUUGAGCGGCUCCUCUUCAAUUUCAGCAAGGACAAUGAUUUUGACUACCUGGAGUUCCGCCUCUGGAUCGGCCUCUGGUCAGCCUUCCAGUGUCUCAUUCUCGUGGCCACCGACGCCAGCUUCCUGGUCAAGUACUUCACCCGCUUCACCGAAGAAGGAUUUUCCUCCCUGAUCAGCUUCAUCUUCAUUUAUGAUGCUUUCAAGAAGAUGAUCAAGCUGGCAGAUCAUUAUCCCAUCAACUCCGAGUUCAAGGUGGACUAUAUCACUCAUUACUCUUGUGCCUGUAAACCACUAGAUCCAGUUAAUAGCUCAUUACUUAACAGAACAAUGGUGCUGUCAGACUAUGAGCUGGUCUCUCCCUCCUCUGAGCUGGCCAACACCACCAUUGACUGGGCAGCUCUGACAGCCAAGGACUGCUUGAAGUAUGGGGGUCAGCUUGUGGGCAACAACUGUGACUAUGUCCCUGACAUCACCCUCAUGUCUUUCAUCCUCUUCUUUGGCACUUACACCUGCUCCAUGGCCCUGAAGAAAUUCAAGACCAGUCGCUACUUUCCCACAACUGCCCGGAAGCUCAUCAGUGACUUUGCCAUUAUCCUGUCCAUUUUGAUCUUCUGUGGAAUAGAUGCCCUGGUUGGUGUGGACACACCAAAACUAAUUGUGCCAAGUGAAUUCAAGCCGACCAGUCCCGAGAGGGGUUGGUUUAUCCCACCUUUUGGAGGGAACCCCUGGUGGGUGUACCUGGCAGCAGCCAUCCCUGCCCUGCUGGUGACCAUCCUCAUCUUCAUGGACCAGCAGAUCACUGCCGUCAUCGUCAACAGGAAGGAGCACAAGCUCAAGAAAGGUGCUGGAUAUCAUCUAGAUUUGUUCUGGGUGGCCAUUCUGAUGAUUGUCUGCUCCUUUAUGGGGCUGCCCUGGUACGUGGCUGCUACUGUCAUCUCCAUCGCUCACAUCGACAGCUUGAAGAUGGAGACAGAGACUUCAGCCCCUGGAGAACAGCCCAAGUUUUUGGGAGUGAGGGAGCAGAGAGUCACCGGCGUCAUUGUUUUCAUCCUGACCGGGGUGUCUGUCUUCAUGGCUCCCAUCCUGAAGUUCAUUCCCAUGCCUGUGCUCUACGGUGUCUUCCUCUACAUGGGAGUUGCAUCUCUCAACGGCGUGCAGUUCAUGGAUCGGUUGAAGCUGCUCUUGAUGCCUCUAAAACACCAGCCUGACUUCAUCUACCUGCGCCACGUCCCGCUGCGCAGGGUCCACCUCUUCACCUUCCUGCAGGUGGUAUGCCUGGCCCUCCUCUGGAUCCUCAAAUCCACCGUGGCUGCUAUCAUAUUCCCUGUCAUGAUCUUGGCCCUGGUGGCAGUCAGAAAAGCCAUGGACUACCUCUUUUCCCAGCAUGACUUAAGCUUUCUUGAUGACGUCAUUCCAGAAAAGGACAAGAAGAAGAAAGAGGAUGAGAAGAAGAAGAAAAAGAAGAAGGGCAGUAUGGACAGUGACAAUGAUGAUUCUGACUGCCCCUACUCAGAAAAAGUCCCAAGUAUUAAAAUACCAAUGGACAUCAUGGAGCAGGAACCUUUCCUAAGUGAUAGCAAACCUGCUGACAGAGAAAAAUCACCGACAUUCCUUGAACGCCACACAUCGUGCUGAUACAAUUCCCUUCCUUCAAUCACACGCCAUGCCAAGCCCUCCACGAACUCCAGUAAAAGUUGUGCCUCAAAUUAGAAUAGAACUUGAGCCUGAAGACAAUGGUUAUUUCUGGAGGAGCAAGGGAACAGAAACUACUUUGUAAUUUGUCUGUCUGUUUGAUCUUUUACGAAUUCAUUUUGUCACUAGCCAAAUGUUAAGAAGCUCCCUGCUCCCACGGUGAAGGUGACGGAGCCCCCGCGCUGCCCGGGACUCGGAGCGCCUCCUGCUCGGCUCCAAGCGCGGCGAGGGCAGGAGCGUUCCGGAACCGCGUUCCGGAUUCACGGCAGCCCUGCGGGAACGCCAGAGGCGCCGGCUCUUGUGAGCCGCCGUUCGUCUGGCAGAACAGAGCUGACCUCCAGGCUAAUUCCAUGUCUGCUCCCGCUGCUCCGAGAUGCUGGAACGUGCUGCUAACCCUCACGUGCUCUCAUCUGUAGAUAAAAGAGAAGGUACUUCACUCCCAGCACAGACAGACCAUUGCCAUCGCUGUAGCAUGUUUGGAAAUGUCCCUUUCCUAUGCAAUUUUUUUUAAAGAAACACUUUAAUGGACUUAAUCCGUCAGGUACAUGGAAGAGUGUUAUUUUCCUAGAUUAUUUUGUUUAAAUUAUGGGGGCCUAACCUACGACUUUUUUUUUUGACAAUUUUUUUAACCUUUUUUUAAUUACUGUAAAGAAAAAUGAAUUUUUUUCCUGCAGCAGGAAACAUAUAGUUAUGAGUAGUUCUACCUCUUAUUUCUAGAUGCCAGGCUUUCUGUAAAAAAAUGUAUUGUACCAUAUAUAAUGUGAUUUUUACAAAAAACAAACCCGCAACAUCACACCACAAUCUCCAGGAUGUGGCAUAGGGCUGGAUCAGUUCAAUUAACACCUUCUGCUCCGAAGUGUCUGUUUUUCUUAGGGUUAAAUUGGUUUUUGGACUCUUUUUUUUUUGAUAAGCAAUCCCUGCUGUCAAAGAGACUUAAAUCUCUUGUGAUCUUAGAGGAGUCUAAAUGGACAGAUUAGAUGUGGCUGGUUAAAAUCCCUGUUGCUGAUGGCUGACGUGGGAUCGCUCCAUGAUUUUCUUGGAACACCGCUGUGUGUGUGUGUGGGUGUGCAUUGAGAAGAUCCAAGGUGUACCUUGGGUCUAUACCUCAUCAGGCACAGUGGAUGAGGAGGAAGAUGAAGGUGGCCUGCUGGGAAGUUCAUCCUGACACUUGGAUUCACAAACAUCCGCAUCCUUCUGCAUCCCACCCCUGUGUACCAUCAUCUACAGAAUUUACCCUAAACCUUGGCUACUCAGCCCCACACCCGGCAAUGCAGCAAGACUAAGCAGGCCAGGCAUGGGCAUCCCAGGAUUUUGGGGUGGAACCAAGCAGGUGGACAUCACAUCAGGAGAGAGGUUUUUCUCUCUGUAGCAUGUUCAUACCGGUGUGUGCAUCUAAAGGUGUGUUUGGGAAACUGGGCUUCACCAGGAUGUAGGGAAACACACUGAAAGCUUCGUCCAAAAAUAAAAAACAGAACAAGAAGAAAAAGUACCCCAGCUCUCAAGGCAAAUUCCCUAAUGGAGACAAUCCCAGCACAGAGGAUGGGCAUGUGCUGUCUCUUGGUCCUUGUGAAACCAAAGUCUGGGUUGGUGAAGUCAAGAGGAUUUUCUGAUGGUGCUGAGACCUUAAAUGCCAAAUUUUAGUAUCUGCUCCCACACAGGAGCCACCACCUCUGUACAGCCCCUGCUUGCUCUUGAGGGGUCUCCCCUUCAGUUUCCAUGAAAUCUGUGUUGAGUAUCCCAGGAAUCCGGCUGAAACCUGCUCUGAAAAUGCUGGGGAGACCUGGGAAAGGCCUGAAGAGGAGCAGCUCUGGGAUCCCUUCUGCUGCUGGAGGACAGGUAACUUGGGAGGUGUGAUGACAGCUUUAGCCAGUGCUCUCCAUCCCGUGGUGAACAGCACUCCUGGCACCCAGUGGGGACACAGGCUGGAGCGUUGCCUCUGGAGCCCACAGGAGCCACCUGUGGGAUUGCUGCACAUCCUGCCCAGACCGUGGAUGUGGAGCAAUCCCAGAGGAGGGGUGCCAUCAGGUGGGGCAGGGGCUGUCCCGGUCAGUUCCGUGGGCACAGCUUCCAUCCACUGGUGCCGAGCACCAGGUACCUGGUGACCUGUCUCCCCAAAAAUGAGGGCUUUGCUUCUGAACCGUGUUAAAUGCACUUGAAGUGUCCUGACUGCUGUUCUAGAUCUUUCUCUCUGUGUUGUGUUUUUUGUGCUGUGUUUUUUGUGUUGUGCUGAGGGCAGCGCUGCAGACAGGACAAAGGGUUCUGCAGCUUUCCAUGAGAAACAGCCACCUCUGGCGGCAGGAAGAGCCUGCAGCAUGGCAGGGAAAGGUUCUCUGCGCGCAGCAUGCCUUUGAGAAUAACUAGAACGUCCUUUCAAUCCAAACUAGGUUUUUUGUCGCAAAAGCCUGGGUGGGCGCUUCAGGGAGUAAGUGUGGAGACUGACCCAAAGCCCUCCAAGAUCAGAGGCAGCCGUCAAAAUUUACCCUCCCCCAGCAGAUGCGAGGUCCCAGCUGACGGUGGGGCCGCGAUGGCCACUGGCCCCAGCCAGCUCCGUGCCAGCCCCGCAGCGCCCUGGCCGCCGGCCGGCGCUGCCCCUUCCCGGGGCCGAUGCACCUUUUAUCCGUAUUUGAAUCCAGUCGCACUUUCAGCUACUUGUAUUCUUGUUUUUAAUUCUCGUAAGUCCGUGUUUUCUUUGGAGGACAGAACAAGGACUUAGGAUGAAAUGAAGUGGAUCAGAUGGUGGAACUAAAAGGAAAAAAGCAGAAAACAUUUCAAACAUAUUAAAGUGAUUUUUUUUUUUCAGUAAUAUAAAAAAUGAAAUUCCUUAUAACAUUAUAGUAUUUUACAGUUUUAUGAAGCUUUCUAUUGUGACUUUUAUGGAAUCAAAAGAUGAAGAUGAUGAGAUAUUUUAGCAUUUAUAUUUUUCAAAAUUAAAUAAAUGUAUACUGAAAAUAAAGUAACUUUAUGCAUUUAUGGGAGA
Messenger RNA from Lonchura striata (white-rumped munia), 6432 nucleotides. NCBI's taxonomy places the organism in Eukaryota, Metazoa, Chordata, Aves, Passeriformes, Estrildidae. The record is from RefSeq and is a predicted model, not a curated record.